Messenger RNA from Pseudomassariella vexata, 1194 nucleotides. RefSeq lists its product as uncharacterized. The coding region runs from base 459 to 968 and encodes 169 amino acids. The transcript has 3 exons. The record is from RefSeq and is a predicted model, not a curated record. Lineage: Eukaryota; Fungi; Ascomycota; Sordariomycetes; Amphisphaeriales; Pseudomassariaceae.
GUCACACCCAUUUUAUUCUACAAGCCGAUGGUUUGGAGAAUAACCCGAAGUGUAACAACUGAUGUUUAUUCGACCCGUGGUUUGGAGUAUUUUCAAGUUAUCAGUAACCUUCGCCAGAAUGCCACGUCUUUUCAAGUGCAUUCUAACAUCAGUCCUUUGGUCCUCCAAACACCAUUGGUAGCCUCAUGUUGGAGGCCCACCAUGCCGGCGGCCCAUCAUGCCGGAGGCCCAUCUUGCGGCGUUAUUGGCUACAGUCGCAUGUGGUGUAACCAGAUCCCCGACUUGCAAAAGCCUUGUGUGGCUAUUAACUACACAUGCGGAAAGAAGUUUCAAUUCAAUGCUGGAGGCUGGGUGCAUACCCAAUUUUUCAUAUGUAGUAGACCUUGAGCAGCCAAUAUUUCUUGCGAAAUACUCAACAAUUUUGUAUUAAGCUCUAUAGUUUCCAUCCCCGAACAACCAUGGUUACACACAAGGACAAGCACUUCUACGCCGUCGCCUACGGUCGGACGUAUCCAUUGAUCGCUCAGUCAUGGGCAGACACCUGGAACCUCGUUAGCGGAUGUCCCGGCAACAAGUACAGAGGCUUCUCAACAUUCCAGGAGGCCAAAGAGUACUUGAAUUGCAACGGAUGCACUACUUUCCAUUUCUACGAAGGGAUGUCAGACGGGCCAAAACCUCCUCCACGAUCGCGGGACUACACAGUGGGGAAUGGCAGGCAAACGGGCAUCUAUACGAGCUACGGAACGGGGGCAGAGCCUGAGGUCACUCGGUACAGUCAUGCGUGCCAUAAAGCGCUUUCUGCCGCUCAGGCUGCUGCUUUCGUUGAAUCAUGUGUGAAAACCAACAUGCAUGUGCGCAGCAUGAGCAACAAUUCGGACAGUGCAAGUGAGGAUGUGGGGUCUGGAGAUUCAGACAUCGAUGGCGACCUGGCUCCGCAACUGGAAAGACUGGGUUUAGAUGCCCUUUGAUGCCGUGUUAGUACGUUUUUAUGGACUAUCUUGAGUGUGGAAUUUAGGAUGCUGGUUUCUUCUGCUGUAUGGGUCUAGGGGAGGGCUAUGCACACCUAACUGUCAGUGCUUCAGAAACGAAACCUCUGGUGUAAAUUUGUAAUACAGUCAAGUAUGCAGCCAAAAGGCAUGUUUUCCUGUGUUUAAGGCCCUUAUGGCUGGCUACCUUCACGCCUUUGGACUUGGG